UCAGCCCACCUGUUCCUGGUGUGGCUGAAACGCCAGCCCGUACGCCGCUAGUCCCAAAUAGGCGAAUCUGAACCUUCAUCGCGCUCUCCCCUGGCCCUUCAACACUGCAGUAAUUCUCUCACUCACUUGGUCUCCAGCCAGUCCGUCUGUCUCUCUCGGUCCUUGAAUCAACCCUUUAGCAUUUGACCUUGGACAUCUCUCUCGUUUCUCUGGGGUCAAUAUGUCCUGAUUCUGUUGUACCGCCCCUGCGUAUAGUUUUUGUUUACAACACCUACAUUAGCCAUGCCUCUUUGAUGGGCUGCACACCUCCAACACCCCUUGCUCGUUCCCGUCCCGCGGACUGGCACCCAUCUCGCUCCUCUGAUAAUUGGUAGCUAUCAUCACUUCGAUCUCUGGAACAAUUCAUCUGUCAACGCUUUGACAAUUUAUCGAAAUUGUCUUUUUUUUUUGUUUGGUGUUUUGUUUUGUUCCCGCUGUCUUGGUGGUGGUGGUUGGUUCUUAAUAUCGUGCUGGGAUUGUUAGACACGGGCAGAAAACAGGCAUUUGGAUAGUACACGGAAGAGAAUAACACCAAAAACAAAGAAAUCAGAGGAACAACGAAAGGCACACAACUCAAUCAAACGAGCGAGUUCACAUCGAAACUCCAUCAUUCUAUCGCCCGUGUGUGUGACCCUCAAUCAGAUAUUGAAAUGACGACCAUUUUAGCUGCUCCCGACUCUCCACCCGAGCUCUCUGGAUCCAAAUCCUCCAAGUCCUCCUCGUUCCGUUCCUCUUCCCAACACUCCGGUCCCGAUGGCAUCCUUGCCGACGUCUCCAAUUUCGAGGAUAUAGGUUUGGAGGAGGAGUAUGUUGACCCACGUCACUUUGCCCAGGACAAGUUUGCUGUAAGGCCAAGCCGCCGCGUAUCCGCUACCAUAGGCCCUCACACUAUAGCUAUGGCGACCACAACGAGAGAUUUGACAGCCUCUGCUAGCAGGAAGGACUACCCUAAGCUCCAGAGUCAGGUUCAGGGUACUUUGGAGGCAAUGCAAUCUCUUACUCUCCCGCGAUCCAGGAGUGCAUCACGUAGAGUGACCACUAGCCCUUCAGCUCUGUCACUGCACCUCCGCGCUUCGCCACGACAACGGUCGAGAUCCCCUUCCCCGGGCACACAUCCAACUCUGUUAUCAUCAACCAACAGUGCACCACUGCCACCAAGGCCCCGACUUACUACAUCUCGAUCCUUCACACGUUCUCCGUCGCAGCAGCGGCCCCGAAAGACUGUAGAGGAGUUGGAAGAUGAAUAUCAUGAUUCAGACGAGGAACUUCCUGAAGAUGCAACGCUAUGGAACGUACCUAUCUCUCCACGCCCUCCCCAGCAGCGACCUGGAAGCAGAGGCCCUAGCCCCGAUCGAAGGAGCCCUGGUCCUCGACCGAUUCCGCUGUGCCAUUCGACGUCAGCUCCACCAUUAUCAUCACCUCCAACAACAACAACAACAACAACAACAACAACAACAACAUCACCACCAACGUCAGCCAGGCCGCAGAGACCGAAACUGUCAAGAGCAAGCUCCCUGGGCCCUUCUCGGACGCAAGCUCUGCCUCGUUCCCCGCGUAUCAACUCGUGGAAUCUGGUCAUGUCUGAGCUUUCUGAGGAAGCAAAAAUAUUGACUGAAGCGCUGGAAUUCCAUGCUGAUGCUGCGAUACAGAAGCGCGAAGAAAGUCUUCAAAGUGGAAAGUCAUCUACUAGAUCUAGUCUGGAGCAGGGGAAACGUGAAUCCAAUGGCAUGAUUCAGCUUCCACCCUUGCAGAAAUCAAAUAUCAUGAUUGACCCCCUCCCCAUAAGCAAGGAGAAAGAAAAAGUUUUAUCGCGAACACGACCAAGCUGGCUUCCUCCCAAAGACCCAAAGGAGGAAAAGAAGCAUUUAUUGGAGUAUAAGCGUAUGAUGGCCCUCUCACGUGAAGCGGACAAACGGAAAGCUGCGGAAGCUGCUUCUGCCCAGUGUAAGAAGGAUGAUACCCGCAAGACAUUGCAGCGCAUCUGGGAUGACUAUGUCUUCCCUGAUUGGGACCGCGUUAUAUCGGAACAUCGCACUAGGGAGCUGUGGUGGCGUGGAAUUACGCCCCGUUCCCGAGGAGCUGUCUGGCAACGUGCCUUGGGAAAUGACCUUGCUCUAACGGAGGAGACUUACGUCAAGGCUCUCGAAAGGGCUAAUCAUAUUCAAAAAUCAACGGAUGACAAUGCAAGUGAUACAAACAAAAAGAUGAAAGAGUGGUUUGCGGGUAUUCGCCGGGAUGCAUCAACAGCAUUCCCGGACCUUCAUUUAUUUGGCGAAGAUGGACCGCUACGCGAAAAUCUUGUGCACGUACUUGACGCAUAUUCAAUGUACAGAAGUGACGUUGGCUAUCUGUACGGCAUCCAUACCAUUGCUGCUCUUCUCCUGCUCAACCUCCCAACGCCUGCUGCUACAUUUCAGACACUGGCCAAUGCCCUCAAUAAACCCUUACCGCUGGCAUUCCUUACCGCAGAUCCCGGCGCCAUGUCUCGCGCUUACUCUCUGGCCUCGACGUCGCUGCGCCUGAAGUAUCCACGCGUGUCCAACCACCUGUACGAGAAUAUGUACCUAUCCGACGAACAGAUUUGGGGCCCUAUGUUCCAAGCCCUCUUGACAAAUGGCUUGGACCUGGAGCGUCUUAGCCGUGUGUGGGAUUGCUGGGUCUUUGAGGGCGAUCGAAUAAUUAUUCGCGCUGCUGUCACCAUCGUUGGGUGUGUAGAGACUACCUUAUUGAAUAUCCUGCCUGGAGAUGAGGGGCAAAGAACCUGCAUGAGGAUCUUGGGAUGGGGCUCUAAGCAUGUCGCAAGGGGUGGACGAGUCGAUUCUGCCGAAUUGGAUCGUGUCGACGCUAAUGGCAAUGGCGGCGCAAGCGGCAACAGCAAUAGCAACAAUGGCAAUGAGUUGAGCAGAUAUUGGAUACUAAAUUUUGCUGGCGACGAGGAUGCGUUCAUGGGGAUGGUUCGGGUUGCGCAAAGGACUUGAACCGUCGUUCGGCUCCUACAUAAGGCACAAAUCCGACCUGCAGGCUCAUUACCGGAAUUCUUCCUUAUAAUGAAUGGCCUUUAUCCCGCCGCCCUUCCCCACCAUCCCUUUCUUACCCGCAGCGCCUUCAGUUUCAUCUUCGCCCAUUUUUGAAUAUCCUUCCCUUCUUUGUAUUAUUUUUUUGCCAACUAGGACUCAUUCUUCUUUGGCACUGUACACCUGAAUUCGCCCUACCUUUUAUGAUUCAUGAUACCACACUUCUUUUUUUUUUUUUUUUUUUCCCUAGUUUCUAUGGCUACACUUCAUGGUAUUUGGUACUUGGAGACAUUGGAGACACGGAGGAUAUAUCCGCCUAUCUUUCUCCUGAUCAUUUGUUGCCCCCGUCCCAUUAUUAUGCGUGCAUUUAUACAUUUCUCCGUCCAGCUGUUCUUAUUGCUUAAUAUGCAGUAUGUCGCAGGCAUGCUCGCACAUAUGUGAACCGUGGCUCGCACCAAACCACAUUUUCAACUAUUGUCUAUUAUUAAUGUUAUUAUUGUUAGGGAAGAAACGGGGUUUCAUUCUUUUUUCGUGUUCAGUCCACGUUGGCAACCCUCAUCACGUUGAUAUUGCUCCUCUUCCCAACCUCUUUCCCUAAUAGCCAACCUUCUUGAAUAUCUAUAACACUCUUACCAUCUUACACUGUAUUUGACUACAAUUUGUAAUAUUUGAUAAUUAUUACCGUGUAUUAUUUUUUUCCCCCUUUUCCCGCUCUCUUUUGAAUUUUACACGCUACUGGCUCUCGUGGGAGCACCCAUUUCCUCUCCCACCACGUUUUUCAAACCCGAUCCUUUGUUGUUUCAUGUUGGUUCCUCUAUCUAUGUAGGCCGGUCAGUCACGCAUCAUUCUCAACGCAGAUCUGAAAUGGCGCGCAGGUUGUGCUGAAGGAAUUUCGUAUGAUAAAUAUGAUAGGAACAAUAACUUCUUACAAUUUUUAACAAAGGAUUGUAUUGAUAGAGUAACGUAAUCAACAAGUUAGACUUUAUUAUCAAGUACAAGAUAUUUAAAUUGGUUGAGAA
This is a messenger RNA of Blastomyces dermatitidis ER-3, 4072 nucleotides long. RefSeq names its product TBC domain-containing protein. Lineage: Eukaryota; Fungi; Ascomycota; Eurotiomycetes; Onygenales; Ajellomycetaceae. Gene Ontology annotation, molecular function: GTPase activator activity. Gene Ontology annotation, biological process: activation of GTPase activity. The record is from RefSeq and is a predicted model, not a curated record. The coding region runs from base 690 to 3017 and encodes 775 amino acids. The transcript is spliced from 3 exons.